Messenger RNA from Didymodactylos carnosus, 519 nucleotides. Lineage: Eukaryota; Metazoa; Rotifera; Eurotatoria; Philodinida; Philodinidae. The record is from the annotation of a GenBank genome assembly.
AUGGUUGCCAUUUACCGGACCAUCGACUUAAAGAAUAUCGUUAUAUUAUGGAUCAACUGUUUUAGUAAUUAUGUUUACCAUAAACUAGAAAAAUUGGUUACAAAUGAUUAUGUACUGGUCUAUUUUCACGGUGCAACGCCUAAACAUCGAAUGCCCGAUCUUAAGUUUUUGAAAAAAUGCUAUCAAAUGAUUAAUCUAAGGCUUCGUAAAAAUCUUCGAUCCGUUUAUGUUGUUCAUCCGACGCGUUGGUUACGAACUGUUAUUGCUCUGUCGCGACCAUUUUUUAGCAAUAAAUUUUAUCAUAAAGUACAUUAUGUUUACACAAUAGCCGAACUCGAGCAACAAUUACCAAAUAAUCAUUUAGAAAUACCGAAUAUGGUUGAACAAAUGAAUUGGUUAUUUUCUCAGCGUUAUGAUCGACCUGGAAGCGUAUCUCAUCCGCAUCAUCAUGAAAAACAGCCAGAACCAACAACAAGCAUAGUGGCGAAAGAUUCAUCAUUAAAUGAAUCAACAGUGUGA